GCACACAUCAAGGGCAGCGGUGCAUCAAGAGCAUUCAGAGUAAGUGAAGAGUCUGACUCCUGCAGAUAGUAUAGCCUACUCGAAGAAGAAUGUCUAAAAGGAAGUCCAUGAUGCAGGAGGAUAGCAGCUACCUGUCCCAGCACUAUGAGGAGCAGGUGCGGCCUUGCAUUGACCUGGUGGACUCCCUGAGGUCUCUGGGAGUGGAGCAGGACCUGGCUCUGCCUGCCAUCGCUGUCAUAGGCGACCAGAGCUCAGGGAAGAGCUCAGUGCUGGAAGCCCUCUCUGGGGUGGCACUGCCCAGGGGCACAGGUAUUGUGACACGCUGCCCACUGGUGCUGAAGUUGAAGAGAGUCAGCAAUGGCACUGCUUGGUCUGGGCUGCUUUCAUACCAGAAAGACUUCAGGCUCUUCAAACAGGAGCUCAAGAACCCAGCAGAAGUGGGGGAUGCUGUCGUCAAAGCCCAGAAUGCUCUGGCAGGUGAGGGGAAAGACAUCAGCCAUAACAUGAUCAACUUGGAGAUCCAUGGCACCAACGUUCCUGAUCUGACUCUCAUCGAUCUGCCAGGCAUUGCUAGAGUUGCCACGGGCAACCAGUCCCAUGACAUCGAGGAACAGAUUAAGAGACUGAUACAGACAUUCAUCAAAAAGCAAGAGACCAUCAGUUUGGUUGUGGUGCCUGCAAAUGUUGACAUUGCCACCACCGAGGCUCUGAAAAUGGCUAAAACAGUGGACCCAGAUGGGCAAAGGACUCUGGGCAUCCUGACAAAACCAGACCUGGUGGACAAAGGUGCAGAGGAGGGCGUAGUGAACACGCUCAGAAACGAAGUCAUCCCACUCAAGAAAGGAUACAUGGUGGUGAAAUGUCGAGGCCAACUAGACAUCAAUGACAACAUGUCUCUGACCAAAGCCCUGGACAAAGAGAAAAAGUUUUUCGUGGAUCACUCCCACUUCCGCAUUUUCCUAGAUGAAGGACAAGCCUCUAUUCCACAUCUGUCACAGAGAUUAACCAAGGAGUUGGUAUACCACAUCAAUAGAUCCCUUCCCAAGUUGGAGAAACAGGUGAGGGACAAACUGGAGCAGACAAAUACACAGCUGAUAAAUCUGGGGAAAGGAGUCCCUCAAGACGAAGCUGAAAGACUUAACUUUCUAAUCGAGAAAAUUAACAGAUUCAACCAGGCUCUAACGGACAUGGCCAGGGCUGAGGAGGAGAUUGGUGACUCACAGUCUCGCGUUUUCACGAAAAUCCGAAAACAGUUCAGUGGUUGGAAGCAAACACUAGACAAAAAAGCAACCCUGUUAGGGGAGCAUUUGCGUGAUGAGGUGGAUGAAUUCAGAUCACAGAGGGGUAAAGAGCUGCCUGGUUUCGUGAGCUACAGAACAUUCGAGGGCAUCGUGAAACGACACGUGGAAGAACUGGAGGAGCCAGCCAAAGAGCUUCUUCAAAAUACUACUGAGAUCAUUUCCACUGCUGUGAACGAUACCAGCAAGAGCUUCUUUGAGGCGUUUCCCAAUCUGAUGAGGGCGGCCAAGGAUCCUCUGGAGGACCUGAGAGAUCAGGAGUAUGAGAAGGCGGAGGAGAGACUGGCGUCACAGUUCAAGAUGGAGAGAAUCAUCUACUCCCAAGACGGCCUUUACAGUCACCAGUUACAAACUGUGAAGUCCAACCCUUUUCCUAAACACUUCAAAAACGCUGACGUCAGAGAGAUGACUUACCAUCUUAAUGCCUACUUUGCGAUCACGUCAGAGCGCCUGGCCAAUCAGGUGCCCCUGGUUGUGCAGUACCACAUGCUGGAAGAGUACACCACCAGGGUAAAGGCAGCCAUGCUGAGUCUGAUACGACACAAAGACGCCGACAGCUUCAUCCAAGAGAAGAGCGACAUUGCCAAGAAGAGGAGUUAUCUGCUGGGCAGAAUGGAACGUCUCAGGAAGGCACGCCAGGUUCUGGCCAAGUCUGUGCUCACUACUUAGGUGUCAGAGGGGUUUUAGACCAUGUAAACAGGUUGCAGUUACUGAGUGUCAAUGUUUACGCAGCAGGUAUAACUGCCAUGUCAUCUUUAUACUUUUUGUGUGUCUCAGGUUUCUAUUUUAUAUUUUAUUGAGUAAAUGAGGAUUAGACAACUUAAAUAAAGAAAGCAUACUAUAGGCUAUAGUAAAGUAGGAGUGAGUUAGUUGAAAUACUAUAUUUGCUUUUAAAGACACCACACAAGAUUUUGUGCAAACAUACUCAGACAGAUAUGAUGCAUUCCAGACUGCAAAAUGUAUUUUAGCCGGCUUGCAAACUAUUUAUUCUAGCAUACUCUCUAAGAACAAAUCUUAUUACAGAAUUUAGGGUUAAUAUUGUAUUAUUACUUACAAUGUCAUGACUGAUUUCUUCAGUUGGCUGUGUUUUGUAUAUUCUGUAGCCUUUUGUGCAAAAUAAAAAGAGCUAUAA
Engraulis encrasicolus (European anchovy) is the source of this 2430-nucleotide messenger RNA. RefSeq names its product interferon-induced GTP-binding protein Mx-like. Lineage: Eukaryota; Metazoa; Chordata; Actinopteri; Clupeiformes; Engraulidae. Gene Ontology annotation, cellular component: cytoplasm; microtubule; nucleus. The record is from RefSeq and is a predicted model, not a curated record. The transcript has 12 exons. The coding region runs from base 90 to 1967 and encodes 625 amino acids. Gene Ontology annotation, biological process: defense response to virus. Gene Ontology annotation, molecular function: GTP binding; GTPase activity; microtubule binding.